AUGGCAACAAGUAACGAGCCAUUAGACGAGAUUCAAUGGCGACAUCCAAACUACGCCCAGAGCCUGGGAGGUCUGCAUUCCAAUAAUAUACUCUUCUACUUCGCAGAAUCGCCUUUCUUCGACCGUACUUCCAACAAUGCCGUACUCUUUACCCAGGCCACCUUCAAUGAGAAUAUGAAAUUUAUACUCUCUACCCGUGAACAAUUUGAGGGUCGCCUCAAGCAGAUGUCAGGGUUGGAGUAUAUAGUCGCUCAGGAACCAGCCGAAUCGGGUCCUGGUAUGGGCACUGGCGUCUGGGUCAUCCACAAGCAGACACGUCGGAAGCGGGAUCCCGAGGACGAGAUCACUGUCCAUGCUGCCUACUAUGUCAUCGGAGAAAAUGUGUAUAUGGCGCCCACGCUCGCGGAUAUCUUGAGCUUCCGGAUGGUCACCAUCUCAUCGGCAUUGAGCAAAUGUUUCGCUGCUGCAGAUAACGCACGAACCUGGUCGCCAGCCCUCGGGCAUAUCUACAAAACAGCACCGGGUACUACAAGUAAUAGAGCACAUGCAUUGGAAUCGAAAGGAGCGACGCCAAUGCCCGAGGCGCAAGGAAGCAAGGCAGCCCCGGAAUCAAAGAAGCCGAUCCAGUCAGCCGUAGACUCCCGUUUAGCCGAACAUUCAUUUAUGAUACACAUGCAGUACGGAGGAGACUAUAUGGAUGAGAACCCCAUUACCGGCAAACCCGGCGAGUUCCAUCUCACCUCUACGGGCCGCAAAGAUAAACUUCAAACAUUAGCUUUGCCAAAUCUUGAUACGUCUUUCAAGAGUCCCACCAUUACUCAGCCGGAUAAGAAGGAUACGAAGGGCGACAAGACGCCAAAGACACCUACAGGGAUGCCUUCUAAACCCAGGCGAAAGAAGAGUAAAGCUGGUGCUACCCCAACUUCCGCAUAG
Messenger RNA from Daldinia caldariorum, 933 nucleotides. RefSeq names its product MED6-domain-containing protein. The record is from RefSeq and is a predicted model, not a curated record. Gene Ontology annotation, biological process: regulation of transcription by RNA polymerase II. Gene Ontology annotation, molecular function: transcription coactivator activity. Gene Ontology annotation, cellular component: mediator complex; core mediator complex. NCBI's taxonomy places the organism in Eukaryota, Fungi, Ascomycota, Sordariomycetes, Xylariales, Hypoxylaceae. Bases 1 to 933 code for a protein of 310 amino acids. The transcript is spliced from 2 exons.